AUGGAAUCGAAGCGUACUCGCAAGCAGCGAGCCGACCUCAAUGGAGCUCACGUUGACUCCCACUUAUUUGCUGAGCAUGGCCUCAUGAUCCUCGCCCACCUGGAGCGACAUGUCAUGUACCGCCUGCCACAGGAGUUCCUUGUAUCGGACAUUAUCUCCAACUAUCGAGAAGAGCUCGACAGAGCCAUCUCCCAAAGCGAAAUCGAGAACAAGCUCGCGUUUUUCUGGUCUCAUUGGCACCCCGUGGGAAAGGAUGGGACGCACUGGAAGGAAAUCUACAGCCUAGGACUCAAAGGGCUGCCGCGUCUUCAGCAAGAUAAGGCAGCAUGGGUGAGGAAGAAAGCGGUUGAGUUGCAGAGCAAAGGCGGAAGCCUGCGACGCCUAAGAAGUGCUUCGAUAUUGCCGCCUGCUCUCCGCAAUACGCCUAAAAGACCAUCAGACUGCCUGAACGGAGUUGUCACAAGCGUUCGGAAGAGAAAGAGAAAGAGAGGGCGUCAUGGUAAAUCCGCAAAUGGAAAGAGAACAACGGCGACGCCAGUGCCAGAGUAUGUUCGCGAGACGCCCUUUGAAGGCUCUACCUCUCCAUUCUCUCCUGCUCCGGGAACGCCUGACAUCUCCCUCGUGAUUCGGCAUAGCGAAGAAAGUACGUCAAGUGUCGAGUCGUUUCAAACACAACUUUCCCCGACUUCUGCACGAGCGUCCCCAUCAAGAAAUUCUCGAGACCUGUCUUCGCGGCGCGGUGGUAAUGUCACUGAAGUGAAAGUCGAAUUCGUUGCAUCUGAUCAAGCUUCUCGAUCCGCGACCCCCAGCACGAGUACUGAACAUCGCCAAUUUCUCGAGCUUACGUUGGAAUUGAACGACUUGAAGAGUCAAAAAACACAGCUGAGAUCCGAUUUCGACCAAAUGAAAAGUGACAACGCUCAGAUAAUGUUGGCGUUGGAGGAGUUCAAAGUGCAAGCCGUCGAGGAGAUCCGACAUUGGAAGAGACUUUACCGCAUAGCUCGGAAACGGAGAGAUUCCCUCAAACGCCGCAACAUACACAUACAAGCAGAGCUGACCGGAUCAAGCACAGGCGUGACGAGUCAGGUUAACCUAACACUCUGCCGUGAGAACGACGCUCUCCAGGAAAAAUUGCACAGCUACCAGGCCACAGCCCGGUUCCAGAAGCCCUUAAGCGAGGCCACUCGAGCACGCACAGUGAAAAGAGUCAUCGAGCACUUGGACGGGGUACGAUUGGAGCUCUUCAAGAUCCUACAAAGUCAAAAUAACUCCUUCGCCGUUGAGAUGCUGGACUGCGCCGAUGGCUCGUGGCUUGCGCCGCUCUUCAAACGGGCUUUUGGCGUAGAAGUGAGUAUGGAUAGCUCUGGCGGCCAAUACUUUCAUACCACUGAGCUCUGCAAUGUCACCUUGCAGGCUGUUAUCCUAAGCUUGAUUUCCGCAGCUCUCUGCAUCUGGGUGUUCGAGGCCGAUUUGGGCGCGCUUUUCCAGGAGAACGAUCUCUUCUAUUCAAAUCUCCAAGGCCUUCUGGCCGCACAAGACAGCCAAUUCGCAGAGAGCCUUCAAUAUGCCACCCUCGAAAAGUGCAUCGACGAUCCUUCUGUAUGCGACCUGGCAAUUUCGAGACAAGCGCGACACCUCGCACGUCGCACUCUCGACUGCAUGCAGCCCUUGUUGGAUGCACACAGAGAUCUUGAUGAGCAAUACGUCGACAUUGCAGAUGGAUGGGUUGAAGAAGAACGGGUGAUGACCGAGAUCUUCACACAAGCCCUCCAUGCAAAGGUCCGGCUUCUCUUGACCACAGACUUGUAUAAGUGUGUCCUAUACUUACCUGGGACGCCUGUUGACCGAAUUGCCAUGGAAGUGAAGGAUGCAUCCCCCGGCAAUGGCACGGAAAGUGAGCCCGACGCCAUUCUGGGCAUCACAGUCUUUCCCGGCCUGCUUCGGUAUCCUUCGGAGGAAGGCUUCGAUUUCAAUCGCUUCCUGAAAGGGGCCAAAACGCCCAAGGACACUACGGCCGUCGUGCUGAGGAAAGCAACAGUCCUGCAGCGGUUGACUGCGUAG
Capronia coronata CBS 617.96 is the source of this 2061-nucleotide messenger RNA. RefSeq lists its product as uncharacterized. Lineage: Eukaryota; Fungi; Ascomycota; Eurotiomycetes; Chaetothyriales; Herpotrichiellaceae. The coding region runs from base 1 to 2061 and encodes 686 amino acids. The transcript is spliced from 3 exons. The record is from RefSeq and is a predicted model, not a curated record.